Marasmius oreades (fairy-ring Marasmius) is the source of this 1410-nucleotide messenger RNA. RefSeq lists its product as uncharacterized. The coding region runs from base 1 to 1410 and encodes 469 amino acids. NCBI's taxonomy places the organism in Eukaryota, Fungi, Basidiomycota, Agaricomycetes, Agaricales, Marasmiaceae. The record is from RefSeq and is a predicted model, not a curated record. The transcript has 14 exons.
AUGAUUGUUUCAUUCCAAAAGACCACAGCCACAGUAGGUCGACUUGUUGGCUUGUGCAAGCCCAAAAAGUUUUUUUUGCCCUAUCAGGCCUUUACGAGAGGGAAAAUUAGCCUUUCUGUGGGCCACGCCCAAGAUUUAGUGCGACAGACCGUCCUUUUCGUGAUGUCGGACGAGAGUUCCAGCCAUACAGCCCGUAGCCCACUCUCCAGGCCUCGUACCCUCGUUCUGUGCUUCGAUGGCACCUCGAGUGAAUACGACGGCGAUAAUACAAACGUCGUCAAGUUCUUUUCGUUGUUAAAGAAGGAUAACUGCGAUGAGCAGCUAUGUUAUUAUCAGGCAGGAAUUGGUACUUACUUCGACCCUGGUGUCGUGUCGCCACUUUUACGGUUGGGAGCGACGCUAUUGGAUGAGGCUUUCGCUUGGUAUCUCUCAGCACAUGUAGUGGAGGGUUAUAGAUUUAUCAUGCAGAACUACAAGCCCCGUGAUAAGAUUUGUAUGUUCGGAUUCUCUCGAGGAGCUUAUACUGCACGCGCACUUGGGGGGAUGUUGUUCAAAAUCGGUCUACUCCCUCGAGACAAUUAUGAACAAAUCCCCUUCGCAUAUAAGCUGUACAAGAGAACGGACAAGGAGGGCGUCGAAUUAGCGGCGGGAUUCAAAGAUACUUAUUGUACAACGGUCACUGUGGAAUUCAUAGGUGUUUGGGACACAGUUUCCUCUGUCGGUUUCAUCACGAACAGAACCCUCCCUUUCACGAACUCGAACUCGUCCGUCAAGACAUUUCGCCAUGCCCUAUCGCUUGAUGAGCGACAGGCGAAGUUCAGGGCAAAUCUCUACCAUCGACCAACCGCUUCCGACAACGUAAGCGUCGCACGCAAGAUACUUGAUCGCGUUAUUGGCAUAUUCUGCAGAAGUGGAAGACCUCCGGGGGCGAUGGACCCUGAAUGUUCCUCUGAAAGUCCAAGUACAGAUGUGCUUGAAGUCUGGUUCGCUGGUUGGCAUGGCGAUGUCGGUGGUGGAGCGGUGUCGAACAGCGAACCCCAUUCUCUCGGAGACAUUUCCCUCAGGUGGAUGGUACGUCAAGUCAUGUUAGCCCAAUGUGGGAUUCUAUUCAGAGACGAGGCGUUAACGAGGUUGUGGGAUAUCCCUACCGCUUCACUACCCGUUCCUACCAAAGCGAACGAAUCAUCUUUGGAACGAGACAGGCAGGACGCUGUAAUGCCCCUGCAUGAUGAGUUGAAAUUUGAGUUGAAAGCGAGUCAUAUCCUAUGGUGGAUUUUGGAGGUUAUCCCAAUGCAUUAUUCGUGGCAGGAUGCGAGAGAUGUUUGGCAUACGACGUUUAGAGCCAAUUUGGGUAAAGGAAGAUUCAGGACGAACAUCCCAUAUUUCAUGCGACUGUUCUGCAAAGGAUGA